CAAUAAAAUUUAUGAAUUAUAAUCUCAAAACUUUCGACACCAUCAAAUGGUUACGAAAUCGUUACAAAUCUAGGGUUAAAGAUUAAUACAUUCUCUAUGAAUCAGAACUCAAAGAAUAAAAUAUGAUGAAAGCUGUCUUUAACUCUAUUGAUAGAGAUAAAUCAAGUAUAAAGUAUCUCUUAAAAUUCCUUAGAAUUUCUAGAUAGAUCUGAAUUGUAUGACAUGUUUGUUAAAUAUGGAAUAAACAUCACCAAAUCAAAACUCAAAGAAUUCUUCAAAAGCAUUGAUGAGGAUGAAGAUGGUAAUAGUUAACAAUCAAUACUCUUUAGAUAAAUUAAAUUGGACAGAUUUUAAGCAAGCCCUCCAAAAUCAAGAAGCUUUAAACAGUAUCUUAUAUUACACCAUUUUUUAGUGUUUGUUCAAUUAAUGAAGAAAAUAAGAGAAGACUAUUAAGUAAAUCAAACUGAUCCUUCUUAACCAUUAACCUUUGUUCCUUUGAGUUUCCCUUAAAUGAUACAAUACAUGAAUUAUUGUGUCUUGAGAGAAGAGAUUAUUGAUAAGAUAGAAUCUGAAAAUAUCAACAAUUAUCAAAAACACAAAUAAUGUGUAAAUCUUCUUACUUUAGAGGAUAAUUGCUACAGACACAUCAAGCAGGAUCUUGCAGAUGAUAAUGACUCAGAAGAUGAAAUCAAGAAUGCUUCAAAAGUUGAUCACUCAUAAUUAUUAUAAAUGAAAAGGUUUCAAGAAAGAGAACUCAAAUUCAAAAGAUUAGUAUAAAUUAUAUCCAUGUUUAGGAAAAAGUCAUUGACAUAAGCAAAAGAAAGUUUUAUUCAAAUCAAACCUAAGAUUUAGGUAUUACGGACGACGUAAGAUUGUAAAUAUUUAUAGUCUUAUUAUAGAUCAAAUAUUACAGACAUAAAAGUCAAUCUCUCAUAAGAAAUUAAUAAAACCAGAGAAAAUCUUGAUAAAUUUUUAGCAAUCAUUAAUAAUGAGAAAUUGAUAUUGCAAAAAUCCAGGCAAGCAUCUCGAGUCUCCUCUAGAUAAAGGUCAAGAGAGAAGAAAAAUGGGAUUUUUAAGAAGAACACAAUCCUGGUUGAAGCAGAAAAGGAAUUAUUUAAUGCUUCAGCUCCAUAGUAAAACAAAUUUAAAAGUCUCAAUACCGGUUCUCUAAAUAAACAAAAAGUACUUAUUAUGCAUAAAUUCUAUAAAGUAUCCAAGAGAAAGGAUAUUAUCAUUAAAUAUAAAAUAUAAGUGAAACUACC
Paramecium octaurelia is the source of this 1262-nucleotide messenger RNA. Lineage: Eukaryota; Ciliophora; Oligohymenophorea; Peniculida; Parameciidae. The record is from the annotation of a GenBank genome assembly.